AUGGUGAAGGUCAAUGUAAACAGAUUUGGCUGUAUUGAACACCUGGUUACCAGGGCUGUUUUCUGCUCUGCAUCUAGCAAAGUAGAGAUUGUUGCUAUCAAUGACCCCUUCAUUGACCCCAACUACAUGUUUAACAUGUUCCAGUAUGACUCCGCCCAUGGCAAAUUCAAAGGCUCAGUCAAGGCUGAGAAUUGGAAGCCUUGUCAUCAAUGGGCAGCAUAUCACAGUCUUCUAGGAGCGAGAUCCCGCAAUAUUAUAUGGGGUGAUGCUAGUACUGAGUAUGCUGUGGAGUGUACUGGCAACUACACCACCAUGGAGAAGACUGGGGCCCACUUGAAGGCUGGAACCAAAAGGGCCAUCAUCUCUGUCUCUUCUGCCGAUGCCCCCAUGUUUGUGAUGGGUGUAAUCUAUGAGAACUAUGAGAACUUACUCAAGAUUGUCAGCAAUACUUCCUGCACCAAAAACAGCUUAGCUCCCCUGGCCAAGGUCAUCCAUGACAACUUUGGGAUCGUGGAAGGACUCAUGAUCACCAACCAUGUAGUCACUGCCACUCAGAAGACUGUGGAUGGCCCCCCUGGGAAGCUGCAUCAUGAUGUCCGUGGGACUGCCCAGAACAUCAUUCCUGCACCCACUGGUUCUGCCAAGUCUGUGGGCAACGUCAUCCCAAAGCUAAAGAGGAAGCUCACUGGCAUGGCCUUCCUUGUCUCUACCCCCAAUAUAGUUGUCGUAGAUCUGACCUGGAGAAACCUGCCAAGCAUGAUGGCAUCAAGAAGGUGGUGA
Molecule: messenger RNA, 780 nt
Organism: Apodemus sylvaticus (European woodmouse)
Lineage: Eukaryota; Metazoa; Chordata; Mammalia; Rodentia; Muridae
Product: glyceraldehyde-3-phosphate dehydrogenase-like
Exons: 1
Coding region: 1-780 (259 amino acids)
Molecular function (GO): oxidoreductase activity, acting on the aldehyde or oxo group of donors, NAD or NADP as acceptor; NAD binding
Source: RefSeq, a predicted model, not a curated record